Annulohypoxylon truncatum is the source of this 795-nucleotide messenger RNA. Its product is annotated as alpha/beta-hydrolase. The record is from RefSeq and is a predicted model, not a curated record. Bases 1 to 795 code for a protein of 264 amino acids. The transcript has 3 exons. NCBI's taxonomy places the organism in Eukaryota, Fungi, Ascomycota, Sordariomycetes, Xylariales, Hypoxylaceae.
AUGGCUAAACCUUCGAUUGUUCUUAUCCCUGGUUCCUUUGGGGUUCCGGAAUUGUAUGACAACAACAUUAUCGAGGCCAUCACAGCUAAAGGUUAUGAGAUCAAGGGGUUACACUUACCUAGUGUCGGCUUGAAAGACAGACCUAGGGAAACACCGCCAACAAUGUACGACGAUGCUGCUUUUAUUGCCAAAGAGGUAGCCAUCCUCGCAGAUGAGGGUAAAGAUGUCAUGCUCAUCGGACAUUCAUAUGGUGGCAUCCCAGUUACCCAGAGCACCAAGGGGCUAACAAAAGCGGAGAGACAAAAACAAGGAAAGACGGGCGGCAUCGUAAGACUAGCUUAUAUGACAGCAUUGGUACCUCCCCUGGGAGUGUCAUCUGCGAAUAUCCUUAGCACGCUACCUGACGAAAACCGCGUUGAGUUUGGAACUGAUGAUAAGGGCUGGCUUUAUAUCAAGAAUAUACCAGCAGCGGCUUCGGUAGUACUCUCAGACUACUCCGAUAAGGCUGAAAGGGAGGCAUUGAUUGAAAUGUUCCAAGUCCACUCAUCAACCUCCUUUACCAAUGAAUUGACACAUGCCGGAUACAAAGAUGUCCCGGUGUCUUAUCUACUGUGCCAGGGGGAUCUGUGUAUCCUGCCCCAGACCCAGAAAGGUGGGAUAGAGAUAAUUGAAAAGGAGAGUGGGAAUAAAGUCGAUGUCACGUCUAUUAAGGCCGGGCAUUGCCCAAAUAUUACUGCCCUAGAGGAAGUGGUCGACUGGAUUGAACGCGCGGCAGAGAAGUGCGAACUUUUCUAG